This is a messenger RNA of Coregonus clupeaformis (lake whitefish), 1929 nucleotides long. RefSeq names its product zinc finger protein 239-like. The record is from RefSeq and is a predicted model, not a curated record. Gene Ontology annotation, molecular function: RNA polymerase II cis-regulatory region sequence-specific DNA binding; DNA-binding transcription factor activity. The annotation marks the transcript as partial. The transcript is spliced from 2 exons. Gene Ontology annotation, biological process: regulation of transcription by RNA polymerase II. NCBI's taxonomy places the organism in Eukaryota, Metazoa, Chordata, Actinopteri, Salmoniformes, Salmonidae.
AUUAACACCAGAGAGAGACCAGACUCUCACUUUGACAGCGGGAAGAGUCCUUCAGCGGAACCAGACCCAGAGACGCCCAAACCAGCGAGACAACACCACUGCUUCCAAUGUGAAAAGAGAUUUUCCCGAUCAGGGGACCUCAAAGCUCAUGAGAGGACACACACAGGAGAAAAGCCUUUCCAAUGUUCCCAGUGUGGAAAGAGUUUUACCGUGUUAAAUAGCCUGAAAAGGCAUGAGAGAAUACACACAGGAGAAAAGCCAUUCCAAUGUUCCCAUUGUGGAAACAGUUUUACCCUGUUAAAUCACCUGAAAAUGCAUGAAAGAAUACACACAGGAGAAAAGCCUUUCCAAUGUUCCCAGUGUGGAAAGAGUUUUACCAUGUUAAAUAGCCUGAAAAGGCAUGAGAGAAUACACACAGGAGAAAAGCCUUAUCAAUGUUCCCAAUGUGGAAAGAGUUUUACUCAGAUAGGGCACCUAAAACAGCAUGAGAGAAUACACACAGGAGAAAAGCCUUAUCAUUGUUCCCAGUGUGAAAAGAGAUUUUCCCGAUCAGAUGACCUAAAAGCUCAUGAGUGGACACACACAGGAGAAGAGCCUUUCCAAUGUUCACAGUGUAAAAAGCGUUUUACUGUGUUAGCUAACCUGAAAAGGCAUGAAACAAUACACACAGGAGAAAAGCCUUAUCAAUGUUCCCAAUGUGGAAUUAGUUUUAUUCAGUUAGCUACCCUGAAGCAGCAUAAGAGAAUACACACAGGAGAAAAGCCAUUCCAAUGUUCCCAUUGUGGAAAGAGUUUUACUCAGAGAGGGUAUCUAAAAGUGCAUGAGAGAAUACACACAGGAGAAAAGCCUUACCACUGCUCCCAGUGUGGAAAGAGUUUUACCUGGUUAAAGAGACUGAAGGAGCAUAAGAGAACACACACGAAAAAAGCCCUACCACUGCUCUUUCCCCGUGUGGAAGGACAAUUUCCCAGUCAGAGAACCUGAAAUCACAUGAGAGAAUAGAGAGGCUGUGUUCUGACUUAUGCUUUUAACUGACAAUUUGUGUUUUUGUUUAUGCCACAUGAAAUAAUUUUGUUUAUAUGAAUUCUUACUCAAAAAUAGGCAUAUUUUAGUUUUUUCACCUCGAGGCCUGAUCAUAUCUAAAAUCAGACUAAAUACUAUAAAAUGUGUAUUUUGUUUUGGUUAUGAACUUUAAUGCAUUGGUUACAGGUAUAAACCCUCAGUUGUUCAUUAUGUUAUUUGGAUAUUGCUAAAUGUAAGUUAUUAUAUAGAUGAAUGGAACUUUGCAUUUCUUGAUUCUAACCUUGAAACCUAUAGACUUUGAUUUUAUAUAUAAGAUUAGGCUUUUGCUAAAUGAAUUUGAUUGAAAUUGAUUGGAUAUAUGAUUUGGAUAUUGCAAAAUGAAUUUGAUUACAUGAUUUGGAUAUUGCAAAAUGAAUUUGAUUACAUGAUUUGAAUAUUGCAAAAUGUAAAUGAUGAACUAGAUUCAUAGCAUGUGCAUUUCUUGAUUCUAACAUUGAAACCUUUUGAAUUGACUUGUUGUGUUUCAUUGAGUUAGUUUAGUGUCCUCAAGCUAAAGGAAUAUGAAAAUGUGAUGAUGUUGUUCUGAUAACAUUGAUAAGUUGUUGACAUGAAAAACAUUCGCUACCUCAUGAAUGUUCCCAUCAGUAUUAUUCCACCAUGUCGGAGACAACACUGGUGCUGAUUGUAAAAAUGAUUUUAUUAAUGCAGCGUAAUUUUAUCUGAAUAGACAUAAAAUCACAUGAGAGAAUAGUGAGGCUGUGUUCUGAUUUAUGUUUUUGACUGAGAAUUAAUGUUUUUGUUCAUGGCACAUGAAAUCAUAUUGUUUACGAUUAUACUUGUCUAUAUAAGGUCCCACAGUUGAUAAUGCAUGUCAGAGCAAAAACCAAGCCAUGAGGUCGAAGGAGU